This is a messenger RNA of Colletotrichum godetiae, 976 nucleotides long. RefSeq lists its product as uncharacterized. The transcript is spliced from 2 exons. The record is from RefSeq and is a predicted model, not a curated record. The coding region runs from base 104 to 874 and encodes 256 amino acids. NCBI's taxonomy places the organism in Eukaryota, Fungi, Ascomycota, Sordariomycetes, Glomerellales, Glomerellaceae.
UCCUCAAUCUAUAAAAGGGCACCUCAAAAGCUGUCAAAGGGCCUUGAUUAAUGAGCAACUCAAGAGAACACACAGGCGACCGAAUCACCUCAUACCUCGCACCAUGGCUAUGGCCGACGUCAUGACGAGACCAGUUUGUCCAGGUCUCCUCCAACCCCUUACCGAGGAUGACUUGAAAGACUCCACUCUUCUAUACAACAGCCUUCCGCGUAUCCAUUCGGAUAUGCAGGUUGAUGUUUUUCACGUCACCAAACUGCUGGAGAUUAUCAAGAAGCACAACAACCAUGGGAAGCUCGGCUUGCAUUUGCUUCAUAAACACGAUGACAUCGCCAAUGGAACCAUUCGGCUUGAGUCGGACCUGGGUGUGGUGCCUGGAACAUGGAAUAGGGCUGCUCAGAUCGACUCCAUUGACAUCGGGGGCAUUCAUCCUGUUACAUUCAGGAAUAUUCCCCAGAAGAAUCGGCUCGUUCCGUUCGAGUUCGCCAAAGGACCUCCAUUGAUCACUCUCAGUGAACAGGACAAUGAUUUCCUCGUAGAGCUCAGCAGCUAUCUCGAUAUGCACUCCCUCAGCGACAAACUCGCCCUUGAAGUCACUCCUUACGGAGCAGACAGUCAACGCCAGGAAUGCACUGCUGAGAUUGAGGUGGACGGGGUCGGUACCGUCGUUCUGCCAAGGUCUAUGGUAAACAGUGAGGACUUUCUUCCCACCGGCUGGUUCACUCUCAUCCAGAAUGGCGACAGCGACAACCCCCCUGCUGGCCAAUCUUGGGCAAAGGUUGUCAACGGGUCUCACAAGGUGUUCACUAACAAGUCUGUCGGAACCCCAGCUGAGUUGGUCAACGAGUUGUCCGGAGCAGGAGUCACCAGGUUCUAGGCCGUUCCAAACAAGUAUGGAUAUCGGACGUCUUGGGGUGAUUUGUUCUCUUUUGAUUCAUAGGCUCGCAUCACAGUCACUACAUUCUUAAUUACCUCCUUG